Messenger RNA from Paramecium pentaurelia, 2221 nucleotides. Lineage: Eukaryota; Ciliophora; Oligohymenophorea; Peniculida; Parameciidae. The record is from the annotation of a GenBank genome assembly.
AUGUACAGUCCAAAUUACUCUAAUGGAGAUAUUAAUGGACAAAUUGGUGCUAUUCCACAAUAACCUGGAUAAUUAAUAUAAAAUGCAAAGUUUACAACAAAAAAAGAUUAUGCAACCUGGACUUAAGAUAUACCUCAAUUAAGGUAAAUUAUUCUAAUAUUACUACUUAUUCUAGACCAAAAUCUAGAGAAAUGGAAUUAAUGGAUCUACUACUUGUUAAUAAUAUUUCUAAAAAAUAAACUAGUCUUCCUUAUAUCAAUUAAAAUAGAUCUCCAAAACCUGAUAAUAUUUAAUCUUCUAGAUUACCAAUACCUAUGCAUCCUUAAUAUCAUCAUUUAAGUCCAUUUCCUCUUCCACAAGGAUAUCCUAUGCCAAAUAGUAACAAAUAUAUAUACAAUUUUAGUUAAUCAAAUUUAAUAAUAUCAGUAUUUUCCAUCUUCAUCUUAUGCUUCAAAUUAAAUUGUACACUUUAUUAAAUUAAUAUAGUAAGACCCAUAUACCUUAAUAAUAAAUGAUUCAUUCUAACAGAAAUUCAGAAUCUACUCUUGAAUAUAUGAAAGAAAUGAUUAAAAAAUAAAACGAAUUUCAGUCAAGAUAAGAAAAGUUAGAAUAAUAAAUAAUCAAAUUGAGAAAAAAGAAAUCACAUAAAAAAACAGAACAAAGUGAAUUGUCAUUUAAAUAAUAAAGGCUAUUUGAUAUACCUCCACCUAUUUAUCCAUUUGAAUAACCAAAAAUAAGAACAAAUAGAUAUGGUGAUAAUAAAAAAAUGAAGAAAAUAAAUUAUUAAAUAAAUAUGCUUAAAGAACUUGUAUUUAAAUAGUAUCUAUUUAUAUUAGUAAUCAAUAAAGAAUAUCAAUAAUGGAAUACUUGAAAGUGAUAGUUAAAAAUCCAGUGAACCUAGUGUAGAGUAUGUAUAAAAACCAAGAAAGCAAAGACUUAAACCAGUUCCAAUUCCACCUUAUUUUGAUUAGACUUAAGAUGAAUAAAGAUUGAAGGAACUAAUCAAAUAAAAUUACAACUAAAAAAUAAAAAGAAUUUCUAAAUUGUUUUCAUAUUUAGUUUUUAAAAGAAAUGAGUUGAUCUAAGGAACAAAAUUAAAAAAAAAAAUAUCUUAUGAAAAACUUCCUAAAUUGUUAAAUGAAUAUUAAACAGAAUUAAUGAGAUUUUCAGUUACUGUUAGUGAUCCUUUGGUUUAGAAAAUGGCUUAAUAAAAUAUUAAUUUAAGAGUAGUUGAAACUUAAGGAUAGAAAGUGUCUCCUAAGCAAUUAAUCUAAAAUUCUAAUAAUUUAAAAUAAUAUAUUUCAGAUGUAUUUCAAGUGGUUUAAAAUUAUACUUUAAAAAAAAGUUCUUUAGAAUAUCUUAGUAAAAUAACGUAAGAUUAUGAAUUCCUAUAAUAAAAUUAUCAUUCAAAAUUCGAAUUAACAAGAUUAUAAUAUGGAUCUACAGGAUGUCUUAAAAAUAUGAAACCUACAACUCAAAAUAUGAUGAUAAUUAUGAAUUUUUGGAUUAAAUAUUUCAUUCCUAUGAGUUUUCCUGAAACUUAAAAGUUUAUUAAGGAUAUAAAUGAGGCGAUGUAAACAAAUUUAAAAACAAUAGUAUCAGCAUUAUAUCAAAUAGCUUUGCAAACAUGCAAAAAUUUAGCUUAACCUAUUCCCAAUAAUACUAAAGAGAUUUAAGAAGAAAACAUUAUAAAAGAAAAAAGUCCCUUUUUAAUAAAAUUAGAAUAAUUCAAAGAAACUUAAGAGGAAAUAAAUUUACUAUCUAGAAUAUAAUAAGAGAAAUUAGAUGAACCUCUCAUACAUCCAGUUUAUACUUUGAGAGAAAUGGAUAAAUUGUAAUGAAAUUAUAUUAUAUUAAUAGUUUUGAUAAUGAAAGAUCAUUUAUAAGUGAUAAAAUCUAAUAAUUAACUAAUUGGUGUAAUGGAGUAAUGGGAUUAAUUAAUGAUUUAAAAUAAUAAGAAAGACAAGAGUAUUAAAAUAAAAAAAAGUAAUAAUUGGAAUAAUUAAAUUAAAAAGUGAUUGAACCAAAAAAAAAAUAGGUGACAUAAAUUAUAAAGGAUUAGAAAUUAUUAUAUUAAUAAAAUACUUAAGAAAUAAAAUAAUUAAAAUAAAAGAUUCAAGAGGAGAAAGAAAAGAAUCAAAAAAUGAAAAAAGAUUAUGAGGAAGCUUUAAAAAAACAUGAAGAAAGAUAAGAAAAAUUAAUAUUAUUAGGUGUAAAAUGA